AUGUGCAUUGACUACCGUAUGUUCUUUCGUCCAAGACAACUACAAUCAUCUGGCUAUGUAAGUACCCAACAAAAACAAGCCAUCUCGCGCACAAGCCCCGCCCCUAUGCCCGCCCCAUGCCCCGCCCUAUGCCCCGCCCCAAUGCCCCGCCCCUAUGCCCCGCGCCCCGCCCCAAUGCCCCGCCGCCCCAAUGCCCCCCAAUGCCCCGCCCCAAUGCCCCGCCCCUAUGCCCCGCCCAAUGCCCCGCCCCAAUGCCCCCGCCCCAAUGCCCCGCCCCUAUGCCCCGCCCCUAUGCUCCGCCCCAAUGCCCCCGCCCCAUGCCCCGCCCCUAUGCCCCGCCCCUAUGCUCCGCCUAUGCCCCCGCCCAAUGCCCCGCCCCUAUGCCCCGCCCCAAUUGCCCCGCCCCAUGCCCCGCCCCUAUGCCCCCCAAUGCUCCGCCCUAUGCCCCGCCCAAUGCCCCCGCCCCCCGCCCCGCCCUAUUGCCCCGCCUAUGCCCCGCCCCUAUGCCCCGCCCCAAUGCCCCGCCCCAAUGCCCCGCCCCCGGCGCCCCAAAUGCCCCGCCCCUAUGCCCGCCCUAAUGCCCCGCCCCAAUUGCCCCCGCCCCUAUGCCCCAAUGCUCCGCCCAAUGCCCCGCCCCAAUGCCCCCGCCCCCUAUGCCCCGCCCAAUGCCCGCCCCCGCCCAAUGCCCCGCCCCUAUGCCCGCCUAAUGCCCCCGCCCCAAAUGCCCCCGCCCGCCCCUAA
This is a messenger RNA of Penaeus vannamei (Pacific white shrimp), 741 nucleotides long. NCBI's taxonomy places the organism in Eukaryota, Metazoa, Arthropoda, Malacostraca, Decapoda, Penaeidae. The record is from RefSeq and is a predicted model, not a curated record.